CACACGAGCACACACGAGGCACACGAGCAACAAGCACACGAAGCACACGAAGAACUUCAAUAACUUUUUAUGUUACUAAUAAUAAGAUAAGCUGACGGUUGACUGUUGACUCUUGCCAGAAUUAUUCUGGUUUGCGAAGAAAUUUCUUGUGGAAAUCAUAUUUAACCUUUAACUGCAUAAGUUUGACAAAAUGUCUGUCCAGAGAUGGCUGAAAUAUACUACCUGUCGCUCAACAAAAAGGUCCUACACAAAUUUACCCACUGGCAAUAAUGAUUACUCAAAUGCAACGAUAAAUCUGGAUGAAAGCGAUCGUGAUUCUGUGAUUGAGGUCAGUCCGAUCCGGGCAACAUCCUCAAAAGACAAUGUUUUGAGAGUUUGCAGGACACAAAGCAGCAAUGCCCCUCUCUUUGUCAAUGCCAAAAACACAGAAGCAAGCGUUAAAAUUCCUGACUUCCUUGGCCUUGCAGAGGGUCCUUCAAAGAAAAAGAAGAGAGUUACAAGUCAGAGUGUAUCUCCUGCUAAGCCGGCUCUAAACAGAAAUGUCGCCAAAGCUGCCUUAAAAAAUCUGCCAGAAAGUCAACAUCAAAUUCCAAAGGCACCAGCAGGCAAAAUGAAAAAUACGGCUGGAAGGAAGAGAAAAAACUCGGAUACUUCGGUACAAUGCUUGGAUUUGGUCGACAACAAGGGAAGUAAGAUCAACGGCAAUCAGAUUGCACCGACUCAGAAGGCUCCAAACGUCAAGAGGCCGCCCCUCAAAGCCAAGCGUAGAAACCAGAACUGUAGCCUUCCAACAGAAAAAGCUUCUCCAAGAAAAGAACUGCCAAAAGCUCCACCUUCAGUUCCUCUUAAACCACAACGAGAUAAUGAUGAUGAUGACUGUAUUGUAAUUUGGGAAUCUGCUGAUGUGCUCUGUCGUUCUCAAAACAUUGCACCAAAUGUGGCCAAGAACCUGGUCACCCUGUUUGACAAUGAGAACACCAUUCCUUUCAUUGCUAGAUACAGGCGUGGUCUAACCAAUAAUAUGGAAGCUGAGCAACUUCGUAUUGUUAGGGACGCCUACGAGGAACUGAAAAUUGUUAGAGAAAAGGCUAAGACUGUCAUUAACAAAGUCCGUACAUCUGGACAGCUGACAAAAGCUUUAAAGAAAAGAAUUCUGGCCACGAAGAGCAUCUCCGAACUCGAGGACAUCAUGGAACAGUUUAAAACUCCUGGAAAAGGGACACUAGCUGAAAGAGCGCGAAGUGUCGGUUUGGAAGAGCCAGCUUUGCAGCUGCUUCAUGGAACUGCCCAUGUUGAUUUGUACUCUUUGGUUCAGCCAAAUACAGAUGGACUAAAAAAUGUCAAGGAAGUUGAGCUUGGUCUGCAGCACAUUAUUGCAGAGGUAGUUAGUAAACACGAAAAGAUUUUAGAAUUCUCGAGGAAUGGACGCAAAGGUGAAUUUUACAUCAAGAGCAAAGAGAUGAAAAUCACAAAAAAGUCUUUGCUGGACAAAAAGAAGCAUGAGAAGAAUGUCCACAAGUUCAAAGAGUUCUUUGAUUACAACAACAAUGUCAAGAACAUUCGGCCACACACGACUAUGGCUUUAAAUCGUGGUGAGAACUUGAAGAUACUUUCGGUUAAAAUCGAAGCACUGCCGAUUGUGAAAACAUUUUUCAACAGACUCUGUCAAGGAGUAUUUUUGAGCUCUGGCGUUUCAAGUGCAAUGCGCUGGAAUAUUUGCAAAGCAGCAUUUGAAGAUGCAUGGGAUAGACUUGUUUUUCCCGCUAUUGCUAGACAAACUAGAGCCGAGUUAACAAAAAAAGGGGAAAAGGAGAGCUUGGACGUGUUUGCUUCAAACCUCAAGCAAAUUCUACUGGCUCCUCCUCUAAAGGGUGCCACAGUAAUGGGCAUGGAUCCUGGAUUCUUGAACGGCUGUAAAGUUGCUAUCGUCAGUCCCUCGGGAGAGGUGAAGCACACAGAUGUUAUUCAUCCUCCUCUCAAUGAAGGAGAUCCAUUUGGACCAGCUGCUAAAAAGGUUUGUGACAUGGUCAAGAAGUUUGGUGUCAAGGUUCUUGCUUUGGGUGACGGUACAGCAAGUGCAGAAACAAGUGCCUGGUUAGGCAGUUUGAUUGAGGCCAAAGCGUUCCACCCACUAGACGUUUCCUAUACCGUGGUUUGCGAGAGAGGCGCCUCGGUCUACUCUUGCAGUCCUGUAGCCAAAGAGGAGUUUCCCAGCAUGGACCCCAACAAAAUAAGCGCAGUUUCCAUUGCCAGACGCCUUCAGGAACCUCUAGCUGAGCUGGUCAAAGUAGAGCCUAAACACUUGGGGGUUGGUAUGUACCAGCAUGACCUGCCAGAAUCAAAACUGAAGUUGACCUUGGACGAAGUAGUACAAGAGUGCGUCAGUUUUGUUGGAGUAGAUGUGAACACUGCAUCAUUGUACUUACUGCAACGAGUGGCUGGUCUCAACGAAACCAAGGCCAAAAAUCUUCUCCAGUGGCGAAAUGCAAACGGACCCUUUACAUCUCGUCAGCAACUUCUGGAGGUUAAGGGCAUUGGUCCAAAAGCCUUUCAGCAGUGUGCAGGAUUCAUCAGAGUCAUUCCUUGCAGCAGAGCAGGAUCCUUGACUGAGAACAAAUCGCAGGCAACUUCGAAAACAAAAGUCAAAAUAGAAAAGGGCAUCAUGCCUAAUCUAUUGGAUAGCACUAAUGUCCAUCCCGAGGCCUAUUCGUCUGCCUUAGAGUUGAUGAAACUGAUAGGUGUUGAACUUGAAGACCUUGGAAAGACUGGAUUCAUCAGAAGCAUAAAUAAGUUUCUUCGGAGAAAAGACAUGUCAAGGAUAGCAAAGAAAAUCAAAGUGGAGAGUGAACAGGCUGUCUUGCAGCUGGCUGAAGCACUGACUCAGGGGCCAGCGUACGACAUACGAGUCAAGAAUUCUGGGCCAGUUUUCCGAAGGGGCUGUACCAAAAUUGAGGAUGUCAAAUGUGGAGAAAAUUUUACAGGCUCUGUGCAAAAUGUCACGCCAUUCGGUGCUUUCAUUGACAUUGGUGUAGGGACAGCAGGACUGUUGCACACAAGCAAGAUGAGAGGAACGGCUUUGCAAGUUGGGCAUAGAGUGGAGGUUAAAGUAAUGACUGUGGAUUUGCAAAGGAAGCGAAUUGGGCUUGAUUUCCAGUACCAGUAACAGAUUUGUAAUGACAACGAUCAUGUCGAUCUAUCACACUGACCAUGAGACAUUAAAAUACAUAAAGGAUGAUAUUUAUUUUUUGGGAAAAAAAUUUUAAUUUUCAUGGAAUAAUUUUAAAAUCAUUACGCUAAUACAUAUUCAUCCGUAAGCAUUUUUCACAGUUAAAAAUAUUGAAAUCAAAUUUAUCAUAUUUAAAAACGUUCCAAGUUCCAAACGAAAUAUUUAGAUAUUCGUAUUACACCAGAUGGAGAGAUGAAACACUAAAAUGUAUUAUCAAAAUUUAUUUUGUAACUUUUGAAAUAAAAUUUUUUUUCCCGCUGC
Molecule: messenger RNA, 3487 nt
Organism: Neocloeon triangulifer
Lineage: Eukaryota; Metazoa; Arthropoda; Insecta; Ephemeroptera; Baetidae
Product: S1 RNA-binding domain-containing protein 1-like
Exons: 17
Coding region: 191-3163 (990 amino acids)
Biological process (GO): nucleobase-containing compound metabolic process; translation
Molecular function (GO): mRNA binding; structural constituent of ribosome
Source: RefSeq, a predicted model, not a curated record